Cicer arietinum (chickpea) is the source of this 1324-nucleotide messenger RNA. RefSeq lists its product as uncharacterized. The record is from RefSeq and is a predicted model, not a curated record. Lineage: Eukaryota; Viridiplantae; Streptophyta; Magnoliopsida; Fabales; Fabaceae. Gene Ontology annotation, molecular function: S-adenosylmethionine-dependent methyltransferase activity.
UGUAUCCUCUGACAACCAUUGAUUGCUUAUCCCCAAGAAUACAUAAAAAGAAUAUAAUACAUUAGCUAUAUACAAAACUAGAUUUUUGUUUUGAUUGAUUCAAGUUAACUCAUAUCCACUUUUCACUCAAAUAACUACUCCAAUCAUGCAAACCAAUCUCCAGUCCAUCUAUUCACCUCAUCUCAAAACUUCAACCAAAAUAGUUAGCACUUUAAAUGAAAACCGCCAAACGAAUCAACAAUCCUCAACAGGAAAAAUUAAACGACUUGUUCUUAACCAACAAGGUAGAACAAAACUCAACAUUUACCAAGAUCAAGAGUUUUAUGCAUAUCCACGCCUUGUGACUCAUGUUGAUGAUGGAUUCAUUUCUACGUUAACAAAUCUUUACAGAGAAAGGUUGAGACCUGACACAGAGAUUCUUGAUCUCAUGAGCUCUUGGGUUAGCCAUCUACCAAGUGAUGUCAACUACAAAAGAGUAGUGGGACAUGGGAUGAAUUCACAAGAGCUUGCAAAGAAUCCAAGAUUGGAUUACUUUUUCAUAAAAGAUCUUAACAAAGAUCAACAGUUUGAAUUUGAAAGUUGCACUUUCGAUGCUGUUUUGUGCACAGUUAGUGUGCAGUAUCUCCAACAACCAGAAAAGGUAUUUGCAGAGGUGUUUAGGUUGCUAAAACCAGGAGGGGUAUUCAUAGUGAGUUUUAGCAACAGAAUGUUUUAUGAGAAAGCCAUAAGUUCAUGGAGGGAAGGGACUAGUUACAGUAGGGUUCAACUUGUUGUUCAAUACUUCCAAUCAGUGGAAGGUUUCACAGAGGCAGAGGUAAUUAGAAAGCUACCAACAGCAACUAAUGAUAACGACAAGUCACCAUUUGAUUGGAUCAUGAGGCUCUUUGGAUUGUUUUCAGGGUCAGAUCCAUUUUAUGCAGUUAUUGCUUACAGGAAUUUUAAACCAAUACAUGAUAAAUGAAAUGGAGGCUUAAUGUUGUAAAAGUGGAAUUGGGAAAGGUAAAAUAUGAAAUAUUGUUAUUAGCCACUCAUGUGGUUGAAAUUAUGUUCAUAAGAAUUUCUAUGAACAUUACUUUCUAGGUAAAGUUGUUCUAGCAGUGGACAUUUGGCUGAUAUGCGUAAAUAACAUUAUGGCAUCAAACUUUGCCUCCCCUUAUGUAGUAUCGAACUAAAUAUUAAGUAUUAAAGAGUGUAAAUACCAAAUAUCCAUAGGCCUAGAAGCUCAUGAUAUUGUCCAUGAGCAGCCGGCAAGAAAAAAACAUUUUUUGUAUCCUAUGAUCGAUUCCUUUCCGCAACCACGAGAAUCUUUCCCAUCUUCUUCAAA